AUUUCCCCCUUCUCGAUUUCCCUUUCCUCUCGUACUGUUUCUUCAGUCGGCUUUUUGUCGUACUUGGCAAGUUCGGACAGCUAUUGUUCAUGAUCAUACUUGUCGAAUCAAGAGCGAGAGAAGAAACGUAACAAAGGAAGGAGGCCCCAAGAAGGCAGCAGGAUGGUCUUUUCUCUCUCUCUCCGACAGACCUCUAACGGCUCAAUCGAAGCCGGGCCCUCCUCCUCUACCCUUUCGGCCUUCCGCGAAUACAUCACAACAUGGGAUUUCUCCGACCGUCCAGCCCUAAUCCGACGUCUCGCCUGCACCCUAGCCUUCGUGCUGCACAUCCCGUUAAACAUCCUCAGUAUCCUGAGCUGGGGCUUUCUCUUCAUGUCCAUGGGGAUCGCGUUGAGUCUGGCUAAUUUGGCGUGUGUGGGGGCGGCGCUGUGGAAGCUUGAUAUUAUGAGCGGGGAGAGGCAGUUCUAUGGCAGGUCGCUUAAGAGGAGCCAUUUCGAUUAUGUGAUUUUGGCACUUGUUGGCAUAUAUGGGGGAGCGUUUACUAUGCUGCUUAUGGCAAAGCUGCACUCGGGAAUUUGGAUGGGUUUUCUCAGGGCAGUCUGGCCUUGCUUGAUUGCUACGGAUAUCUUCUGCUUUAUUGCUGGGUGGGUGGCUACGUGGAGGGGUAUCAGUCUUGGCUGAGCUUAAGAGCAGGGGAGUAGUGGGACGUAUCAUGGUCUUGAGAUGAAGUCAAGGACUGCUGCAUUGUUAUGGCGUUGCGUUAUGGCACAUGCCAAUAACACAAAGUUCUUUGUUUGAGACUUACAGGAAUAGCACCGAUUAAGUUAGACUCUCAAUUAAUCGGAAUGAAAAUAUUUAUAAUUCAGUGCUGUCUAGUAUCAUAAGAAGAACCGAUGGCGUUGAAUCCAUGUAUAAAGUGAAGGGAGGUGUUGUGUAUUAGGUUAGUGUGGGGUUUUGCCCGAAGAUUCCAGCGACUGAAUGCAUCGUUGUACU
Hyaloscypha bicolor E is the source of this 993-nucleotide messenger RNA. RefSeq lists its product as uncharacterized. The record is from RefSeq and is a predicted model, not a curated record. The transcript is spliced from 3 exons. NCBI's taxonomy places the organism in Eukaryota, Fungi, Ascomycota, Leotiomycetes, Helotiales, Hyaloscyphaceae. Bases 163 to 681 code for a protein of 172 amino acids.